AUGGCGUACAAGAAGCUUGCUACUAACAAGAAGCUUCCGCCGUUGCCACGGCUCAAGAUCCGGAAACCCACGUUGUCGAAGCUGACGAAUCAGUGUUUUGUAUUGAUGUCGUCACUUCUCAAUUGUUGGGCUGCCAACGGAGAGGGUUCCGCUCAAUGUUCAAGUUUUGAGAAUGACUUGAAGGGGUGUAUGGAGACAUACAAGCCCAAGAAGGAGACAUUGCUGUCGAUCAACUACCACGCGGCGAGAUUAUAUCCGAAGUUACUGGGUAAAGUAAAUGAUUAG
Messenger RNA from Meyerozyma guilliermondii ATCC 6260, 285 nucleotides. RefSeq names its product mitochondrial 37S ribosomal protein mS37. The record is from RefSeq and is a predicted model, not a curated record. Gene Ontology annotation, biological process: mitochondrial translation. Gene Ontology annotation, molecular function: structural constituent of ribosome. NCBI's taxonomy places the organism in Eukaryota, Fungi, Ascomycota, Pichiomycetes, Serinales, Debaryomycetaceae. The transcript has a single exon. Gene Ontology annotation, cellular component: mitochondrial small ribosomal subunit. The coding region runs from base 1 to 285 and encodes 94 amino acids.